UGAGAGAGAGAGAAUGGAGAAGAGUAAGAGCAAGGUUUUGAUAGUGGGAGGGACAGGAUACAUCGGAAAGAGGAUCGUUAAGGCUUGUUUGGAAGAGGGUCAUGAAACCUACGUGCUUUUGCGGCCGGAAAUCGGUAUGGAUAUAGACAAGCUACAGAUUUUGUUAAAGUUUAAGGAAGAAGGAGCUCAUCUUGUGGAAGGUUCUUUUUCCGAUCACCGGAGUUUGGUGGCGGCGGUGAAACUGGUGGAUGUUGUCAUCUGUCCUAUGUCUGGAGCUCAUUUAAGAAGUCAUAAUAUCUUGAUGCAACUUAAACUUGUAGAUGCCAUCAAAGAAGCUGGUAAUGUCAAGCGAUUUAUACCAUCAGAAUUUGGAAUAGAUCCCUCGACAAUGGAAAAUGCUCUAGAACCUGGGAGAGUGACAUUUGACGAGAAGAUGAUUGUUAGAAAAGCCAUCGAAGAAGCUCAAAUUCCCCACACCUAUAUCUCGGCCAAUUGUUUCGCUGCUUAUUUCGCCGCAAAUCUUUCUCAGAUGGGUACUCUUCUUCCUCCUAAAGAUAAUGUUGUCAUUUAUGGGGAUGGAAACGUCAAAGUUGUUUUUGUGGAUGAAGAUGAUGUGGCAAAGUAUACCGUUAAGACUAUAGAUGAUCCUCGUACCUUAAACAAAACAGUGUAUCUUCGACCCUCAGAAAACAUACUUACCCAGAAUGAAUUGGUUGAUAAGUGGGAAAAACUCGUUGGCAAAAAGCUCAACAAAAUCAACAUCUCUUCUACCGACUUUCUAGCCUCUUUGAAAGGAUUGGAGUUUAAUGAGCAAGUUGCAGUAGGCCAUUUCUACCACAUCUUUUAUGAAGGAUGUUUGACGAAUUUUGAGAUAGGGGAAGGAGGUGAAGAGGCCUCUCAACUCUAUCCCGAUGUUAACUACACUCGUAUGAACGACUUUUUGAAACGUUAUCUCUAAUUAUACAUGAUUUCUUUUUUGUACAACUAAACAAACGAUUUAUGGUUUGUUUUAUGCAUUUGUAUUUCGGUCUUGACGUUUUGUGUGUGUAUUUUCAUGAAUUCCAUCUAUACCUUUUGUAAUAAGUGGCAUAUCUUGUUAUUUAUAGUGCCUACAAUACUAUAUUACAAUAU
This is a messenger RNA of Impatiens glandulifera, 1131 nucleotides long. RefSeq names its product isoflavone reductase homolog. Gene Ontology annotation, molecular function: oxidoreductase activity. The record is from RefSeq and is a predicted model, not a curated record. NCBI's taxonomy places the organism in Eukaryota, Viridiplantae, Streptophyta, Magnoliopsida, Ericales, Balsaminaceae. The coding region runs from base 14 to 958 and encodes 314 amino acids. The transcript is spliced from 4 exons.